UGUGUUGCAGCGACACUCAGAUCACAGACGAGGAGUAACAGCAUCAGCCGAGCCUGAGAGCAGAAAUCCCCUCCAGGUGACCGGCCAGCAUCUUCUAGACAUCUCUUUCCAGGACGGCGGCGGCGGCCAGACAAGCCAUGACCUUCAAUCAGAGAUUUGCUGGACUACGUCUCCAAGACCAAGGUGUAAACCUAAAAAAGUUUGAGGAAGAUUUUCUGUCGGCCCACAAUUCCUAUCGGAAGAAGCACGGAGCGCCACCUCUCCGGCUCAACCCAGGGCUUUGCCAAUCUGCACAGAAAUGGGCCGACCACCUGCUUUCAAUCCGCAGCUUACAGCACAGCAACAGCAACCACGGCGAGAACCUGUUCUACAAAUACAGCUCCAGAGCAAAGGAGCUGCCAGGUCACGAGCCCGUGGAUUCCUGGUACAGCGAGAUUAAGAAUUACAACUUCAGUAAACCUGGCUUUGGAGGCAACACGGGUCACUUCACGCAGGUCGUCUGGAAGGACUCCAAGGAGGUGGGAGUCGGGGUGGCUACAGACGGUAACGGCCUUUUCUUUGUGGUGGGACAGUACGACCCGGCGGGGAACAUCACAAACCCGGGCUACUUCGAGAAGAACGUCCUGCCUGCCGGGUCGGCGCCUUCUACAGACAGCGCCGGAUCGGGAUCGCUAGGGAAUCAAGGAAGCCGCGAUGAUUCAAGACCAAGCAAGUCCACCAGCGACACCAAGCCGGCCUCAUUACCUGGCAGAAAAGGUGCCGAGGAGAGCCAGUUCGAGAAGGAUUUCCUAUCUGCGCACAACGCCUACCGGAAGAGACACGGGGCGCCCCCUCUCCAGCUGAACCGUGACCUCUGCCGAUCCGCUCAGCAAUGGGCUGACCACCUGCUGUCCAUCCGGACCCUGAAACACAGCGCCAGCGACCACGGAGAGAACCUGUACUACAAAUACAGCUCCAACUCCAGAGAACUGCCAGGUCACGAGCCCGUGGACUCUUGGUACGACGAAAUAAAGAAUUAUGACUUUGCCAGGCCAGGUUUCCGCAGUAACACAGGUCACUUCACGCAGGUCGUCUGGAAGGACUCCAAGGAGGUGGGAGUCGGGGUGGCUACAGACGGUAACAGCCUUUUCUUUGUGGUGGGACAGUACGACCCGGCGGGGAACAUCACAAACCCGGGCUUCUUCGAGAAGAACGUCCUGCCUGCCGGGUCGGCGCCUUCUACAGACAGCGCCGGAUCGGGAUCACGGUGGAAACCCAGCAGCACCAGGGACCCAGAACCAGACAAGCCCUCCAGUGAGCGGAAUGCUCAGGCAGGCAUUGGCAGACGAGGGGCCGGUGCAUUCGAGCAGGAAGCUUUAGACACUCAUAAUAAGUAUCGGCGGCAGCACGGAGCGCCCGCUCUCACGCUGAACCAAGAGCUGUGCGAAUCCAGCCAGAAAUGGGCCAACCACCUCCUGUCCAUCAACGCUCUGCAGCACAGCAACACCACCCAUGGCGAGAACCUGUGGUACAAGUGGAACUCCAGCAUGAGAGAUGCUUCUGGCAGCGAGGUCGUGGACACGUGGUACGGGGAGAUAAAGGACUACAACUUCAGCAAACCCGGCUUCCAAUCCAACACAGGUCACUUUACUCAGGUUGUCUGGAAAGAUUCUCGAGAACUUGGCAUUGCCAAGGCUGUGGAUGGCAAAGGUAUGGUGAUUGCAGUUGCCCAGUACAGCCCGGCUGGGAAUAUCACCAAUCCUGGCUAUUUCCAGAAGAACGUGCUGCCGAAGGGUACCCCGGUGUCUGAUGUGGGAGCGGCGGCACCUGAACGCAGCACCUCCGGGCCCUACUAUCCGGGAGCCAUCAGAGCAGAUACAGCGGCAACACCUACAGUAGACAGCAGAGAGUUUGCGUUGGAGUUUCUGAAUGCAAACAACACAUAUCGGUCUCGCCAUGGAGCAAAACCGUUGCAGCUGAACUCGCGGAUCAGCCAGGAAGCCCAGAAGUGGGCCGAGCAUCUGCUGACGUUAAAGACGCUAAAGCACAGCGAGACGUCGUAUGGAGAGAACAUAUGGGCCAAGUCUGGGGGCCCCUCCAUCACCGUGACAGGACAGGAGGUGGCUGACAGCUGGUACAAGGAGGAGAAGAAUUACAACUUUUCCAAACCAGGAUACCAAGCGGAUACAGGACAUUUCACGCAGAUGGUAUGGAAGACCUCCAAGGAGGUUGGAGUCGGAUUAGCGUCCAGUGGAAAGGGGAUGUUUAUUGUGGUUGCGCAGUACAACCCCAGCGGGAAUAUUACUAACCCCGGAUUCUACGCCCGGAACGUCCUUCCUCGCGGAUCGAAGGUGACUGAUGACGAUGAUGAUGAAGACGGCUUUGCGAAGGAAACUGGUGCGAAUGGAGUUGUUGCCAUUCCAGAAAAGGAACUGAAGGCUUUUCGAAAGGACCUUCUGAAUGAGCACAACAAAUACCGCCGGCUGCAUGGUUCGGGAGCGCUGCAGCUCAGCACGGUCCUGAUCCAGGAAGCCCAGAAAUGGGCUGAUCACCUGGCGGGGAUCCGAGCUCUCCAGAACAGCGAUACCCAGCACGGGGAGAACCUGUGGUACAGAUGGGGAACCGACACCAGUUUACCAACAGGGAAGGAGGUGGCCGAGUCAUGGUACAAUGAGAUCUCCAAAUACAACUUCAGUAACCCCGGGUUUCAGAGCGGGUCAGGGAACUUCACCCAGAUGGUAUGGAAGUCAUCGUCCCAGGUGGGCUUCGGCCUGAGCACAGACAGCAAGGGAAUGUAUAUCGCCGUCGGCUUCUACGACCCAGCUGGAAACAUCGCCAACAAGGGAUACUUUGAAGACAACGUCCUGCAGAAAAAGAAGUGAGAACGUGUCGCCUUUCUUUGUGGACAUAGUAAAGAGGCUCUACUCCAAGAACAAGCCAGCUGAGCCCCGGCCGGCAACCAGGAGCCCCUGCAAUGCAAGCUUCUCACCUGCCCAGGACUUGGGAUCUCUCUGAAUUCCUCCUCGACGCCUCUGAUCCGUAAAUCAAAAAAACAACAUAACCCGGGAUGUGUGAUGGAGAUAUAUUAAUGAGGAUCUAGUUAAUGGACAGUGCUGAAUAUAAUCCCCAGUAUUACAAGACUCCCUCACACCCCCAGAACAAAAAAAAGAUAUUCGUGGGGCAGAUAUCCUUAUUGACCGUGUGCUGCCCUGGCCGUGGCCUAUGUUUACUGAACAGUUCACAGCCCCAACCAGCACCUGGCUGCAGAUUCAUGGUGAUGCGCUGUUUAGUAAACAUGGCACAGCGUACAGCGUUUGUUUACAUUGGAUUCUGCGCCUUAAAACCAACCCCUAGCACUUCUCAACGACACGUUUUGGAUUUUCCCAUUGAUUUUAUGAAGGUAAAACACUUGCAGUCCUGCAUUGCUCAUCCCAUUUUUGUUACCCCAUCUUACUGCCACAGCGACUCCCAGGUCACCCCCAGAA
Molecule: messenger RNA, 3464 nt
Organism: Spea bombifrons (plains spadefoot toad)
Lineage: Eukaryota; Metazoa; Chordata; Amphibia; Anura; Pelobatidae
Gene: GLIPR2
Product: GLI pathogenesis related 2
Exons: 17
Coding region: 138-2861 (907 amino acids)
Cellular component (GO): extracellular region
Source: RefSeq, a predicted model, not a curated record